AUGCUUCAGGUUGAAAAACAAAGAACAAAAGUAGCAGAUACAAAACCGUUAGACUAUAUCUUUACAAAUGCUGGUAGGACUAUUUCAGAUGAAGAAAUUUCAUCCCGAGUAUACAGGUUUGACUAUCCAAUUCGUUGGCUUCAAAGUCCUUCAGAUGCAAAGGCAAUAGGAUUUAGAAGAGUUUUGUUUUCAAAUAGAACUAACGCAUUUAUGUUCGCAGUAUAUUUUCAUGGGCAGUAUAAAGGUUCUGAUGGUCUAAUAGACAAAUUUGACGAAAUGAGAAUCUUUACAGUUCGUUCAGACGAAAGUCUUGAGAAAACUCUAAAUGACUUUCAAACUCAAAUGAACAAAUAUUAUUGGGAAUUUCAAGAAAAAUACGACUCUUUACUAAAUGGAACAUACUAUCUGAAACUAGAAUAUGACAAGAUGAACUCCACCGUUUCAUUUCAAAAGAUUGAAAUUAACCCUCCAAGAGAUACAGAGUUUUAUUUUGGAAAGUAG
This is a messenger RNA of Trichomonas vaginalis G3, 501 nucleotides long. RefSeq lists its product as uncharacterized. The transcript has a single exon. The coding region runs from base 1 to 501 and encodes 166 amino acids. The record is from RefSeq and is a predicted model, not a curated record. NCBI's taxonomy places the organism in Eukaryota, Parabasalia, Trichomonadida, Trichomonadidae.